AUGGGUACCACAAACAAAAUUUUAUGUGUAUCGUAUAGAGCAGCAGCAAAUUGGACAUCGUACGAAGAGCGUUUAUUAUUUCGAAUUUACGGAAGUAAUACAAGUAAAAUCAUCGACAGGCAAAAAGAGUUUGAUAAUUGGCGAUAUUUGGCAUCAUGUGGAUGUGCUGCUCAGUUAUACGCCAGAUUCACAAACGGCAUCGUCAGCGGCUUCAUUCCUGGCAAUACACUUACUGUUAGCAACGUGCGUGACAAAUUAAUCAUUACAAAAAUUUGCAAGACUCUUGCGAAGAUGCAUAAAUUGAAACCGAACACUGGCAGUGCAUUGCAGCCGGUUUUAUUUGCAAAAAUCAGUCAGUAUCUUGAGGUGUCUUCGGGUCAUUACCAGGUUUCUUUUGUCUUUACAAAAAAAUUUUUACAAACUUUGAAAAAGGCGCACUCUGGUUAAAA
Gongylonema pulchrum is the source of this 449-nucleotide messenger RNA. The record is from the annotation of a GenBank genome assembly. NCBI's taxonomy places the organism in Eukaryota, Metazoa, Nematoda, Chromadorea, Rhabditida, Gongylonematidae.